Messenger RNA from Asterias rubens (European starfish), 2057 nucleotides. RefSeq lists its product as uncharacterized. Bases 126 to 740 code for a protein of 204 amino acids. The transcript is spliced from 2 exons. Lineage: Eukaryota; Metazoa; Echinodermata; Asteroidea; Forcipulatida; Asteriidae. The record is from RefSeq and is a predicted model, not a curated record.
UUUGCUGUUAACGCAGUGGUGGUUGGUAUAAAGACACAACAACUAUCUCGGAUCAGACCACUUGUAAAAACUUUGUUCGAGUUUUACCAUUAUUAUCAGAAGUGUGACACCUACAAAAUACAACCAUGUUCACCGCACUGAUAAUUGUGACCAUCUUUGUUAACACUGUGCCGUCGUCGUAUUGCGUCUACUCAGGUUGUUCUCAUUGUCUAACCGAACCAAUUGACAAAUUGAAUGACCUUCAAAUACAACAGAUCGUGUCCCAGAGAUCUGUUAUUGAAGAAAUUGAACAAAAUCCGCAACUCCUGUCCAAUGCCACAUACCAGAGAUCAUUUGUGACACUCACUCCGCGGCAGAACCAGCAGAUUCUGAGAAGGUACCCUAAGAUAUUCAGGGAAAAGGAGUCAGUCCUUACCUCUUCAUCGGCAGUUGGGACUGAAACAAACUUAAACUUGAAACGGAUAUGCCCGCCAAUAUUAGUACAUGAACGUCUUGUCAUGUUAUAUACGGAAGGACAAUUGGUUCAAGUCGUGCAGAUGCCUGGACAAAAUGAUAACCAGUUGAUUUUUGAUGAAACCUGCAAGGACGAGACUUCGUGGGGCAAGAUAUGCCGUGUAGUUGAUCGCACUGUGCUCGGACUCUUCAUUAAUGUAAGCGGCGUAAAGGAGAAUGGUAGGUAUAGCGAGAACGUCGUCUACUCCUAUAUCAUCGUACGGUACUGUGCAGCAUUUGAGCCCUAAAGGUCGUUGGUCUGACUCCUGGAGCUCGAGUAGGUCCCAGCUGGUCCACCACCGGGUUUAGCUGAGCCUACAUAGAGUACUUUACAUUCUAUACACGAUAUUAAACAUAAUAGAGAGGUAGCUGCACGUAACGCGAGCAAAAUACGUGAACGUGAACGUCAAAAAUUCAGUUGUUUCUGUGUGACGUCGACACGUUUGGCUUAUUGCAUGUUCAUGUAUGACGUCUGCGCGCACGUACGUACCUGACGUGAAAAAUGGUAACUUCGGGGCCCAAUUUCAUAGCUUUGCUUAAGUACAUUUUUUUGCUUACUAUAGCAGAAAAAUUUGCUUAAUUCAUUUUUGAUUCACAUGGUAAACUUAAAGGAAAACGUUGCCUUUGAUUGGUCGAGUUGGUCUUUGAAAAGCGUUACUUUGUAACCGUUUUUAAUAAAACGCAUAUCCGAUAUGAGUCCAAAAAUGGUAAAUUUAAUGCAUAUUUUGAUUAAGAACAAUUUAUGAGACCUAUUGAAUUUUUAUUAUUGUAUGCACUCAGAUCUUCACGAGGAUUAGUUCUAGACCGUACCAUUUUAUUGUUCUGCAAAAUUGAGUUUGUUAAAAUAAAAAAGUAUACCCGGAUAAAUGGAAAGUCGGAGCAAAUUAUUUAUUUAUUUAUACGUCCCAUAAUUUGCAGGUGUUUCCACCUGUCUUGUAAAAUAGGGACAACAUGUGCGGCACCUAUAUGUAGCCCGAGCUCUAAAUGUCACCCAAAAUAAAAUGUAUCACCAAAGCUGAACCUAAAUGUCGCCCGCCCAAAAUGUAGCCCCGAAGUUGUACCUUAGUGUCGCCAAGACCUGAAUGUCGCCCCGAAGUUGUACCUAAAUGUUGCCCCGACCUAAAUGUCGCCCCGAAGUUGUACCGAGAUGUCACCCCGACCUAAAUGUAGCCCCAAAGUUGUACCUCAAUGUCGUCUGACCUAAAUGUAGCCCCGAAAAUGUACCCGUUAGAUUUCACCCCGACCUAAAUGUAGCCCCAAAGUUGUACCCAGAUUUCGCCCCGACCUAAAUGGAGCCCCAAAGUUGUACCCAGAUUUCACCCCGACCUAAAUGGAGCCCCAAAGUUGUACUCAGAUGUCGCCCCGACCUAAAAUCUUAAGCCCAAGCUGUACCUAAAUGUCCGUCAAAGUUGAACCUAAAAGUUUGGGUGGCUUUUAGGUGCCGCACAGACUGCCCUAAACUGUAGUCAGACUUUAUGGUCCAUGUUAGACACACAAACUUCGUAAAAAUGGUAAAUUUAAUGCAUAUUUUGAUUAAAAACAAAUUAUGAGACCUAUUAAAUUUG